Messenger RNA from Stegostoma tigrinum, 211 nucleotides. It is a transcript of the gene tomm7, whose product is annotated as translocase of outer mitochondrial membrane 7 homolog (yeast). Gene Ontology annotation, cellular component: mitochondrial outer membrane translocase complex. Bases 56 to 196 code for a protein of 46 amino acids. Lineage: Eukaryota; Metazoa; Chordata; Chondrichthyes; Orectolobiformes; Stegostomatidae. The transcript has 2 exons. Gene Ontology annotation, biological process: protein import into mitochondrial matrix. The record is from RefSeq and is a predicted model, not a curated record.
CUUUCCGCUGAAGCAUUUCCUGUUGUCGGCAGCGUGCAGGGAAAGCCGAGCGAGGAUGGUCAAAAUGAGUAAAGAGGCUAAGCAGCGGCUGCAGCAGGUAUUCCGCUGCGGACAGUUCGUCAUCCGUUGGGGUUUCAUCCCGACCAUCCUGUACCUGGGUCAGUCUGGGGCCUCUCCUGGAGUUCAGCCUACGUGAGAUUCACUGCUGUGU